UGUCUUGCUUUCAUAUAUAUUGUUUUCCCAAUGUUGAAAAUAUUGAAUAAUCUAAAACUUGUGAAAACCUUAUUAUAUGUAUUAAAAUCUUUUGAAAAGUCCAAAUAUUGUUUUGAUAACAAAAAACUCACGGUUUUAUAAGUUAACAAUAAAGUUUCUUAUUUUUUACAGUCAGUGCAAAAAAGAUAAUCAUUCUUGCAGUUUAUAAAUAAUCAUCGUUCCGGGUCUGCAUUUAUUAUGGGAAGCGCAGAUACAAUAUCAACUGUUAAAAAAUGUAUAAAUGAAAAUGACAUUAGUGAAGAAUAUGGACAAAACUUAAAAUUACUGCCUUGCAAUGAUCAAGUCAAGGAGUUACAAACAAUUUUACGUGAUAAAAAUACUUCAAGAAGUGAUUUUAAAUUCUACGCAGACAGAUUGAUUAGGUUAGUAAUCGAAGAAAGUUUAAAUCAAUUACCUUUUUCGAAAUGUGUAAUAACCACACCAACUGGUGCUAAAUAUAAAGGACUGAAAUACCAAAAAGGAAAUUGUGGUGUUUCUAUAGUGAGAAGUGGUGAAGCAAUGGAACAGGGUCUUCGUGAUUGUUGCCGCAGUAUAAGGAUUGGUAAAAUAUUAGUUGAAAGCGACAUGGAUACACACGAAGCGAGAGUAGUGUAUGCCAAAUUUCCAGACGAUAUUUCUGACAGAAAAGUCUUGCUAAUGUAUCCUAUUAUGAGUACUGGUAAUACUGUGAUAAAAGCCAUAGCUGUCUUAAAAGAACACAAUGUGAAAGAAGACAACAUAAUACUUUCCAAUUUGUUUUGCACGCCCUUUGCUGCAAAAAGUCUUGUUACUGCAUUUCCACAGAUGAAGAUACUUACAUCGGAAAUUCAUUACAUAGCACCAAACCAUUUCGGACAAAAGUAUUUUGGUACAGACUAAUUGAAUUUAGCAAAUAUUUUAUUGCUAACAACAAAAAUGAAAUAAACUAAGUAAAAUCAAUGAAUCUUCUAAGAGUAUUGAAAAACUAACAGUAAAAUAUAAUACACAAAAUGGAAAUUUUACAAAAUUCAAUAUACUGUAUUUUUUGUGUAUGCUGUUAAUUGUAGUUAAUUAUUUAUUUUUAUGAAAUUGUAACCUUUUAUAUAGAUGUAAAUUGUUGAGAGAUUAAAAGAGAGUAAAAGGGC
This is a messenger RNA of Leptopilina heterotoma, 1163 nucleotides long. RefSeq names its product uracil phosphoribosyltransferase homolog (gene kri). NCBI's taxonomy places the organism in Eukaryota, Metazoa, Arthropoda, Insecta, Hymenoptera, Figitidae. The transcript has 7 exons. The record is from RefSeq and is a predicted model, not a curated record. The coding region runs from base 238 to 918 and encodes 226 amino acids.